Molecule: messenger RNA, 321 nt
Organism: Penicillium argentinense
Lineage: Eukaryota; Fungi; Ascomycota; Eurotiomycetes; Eurotiales; Aspergillaceae
Product: CMGC protein kinase
Exons: 2
Coding region: 1-321 (106 amino acids)
Source: RefSeq, a predicted model, not a curated record
AUGCUCCCCUUCGAAGACGGCCAAGUCGUCGCCGACUUCCUAGAAUGGCAUCUGGACAAUCCAGUAGACUACAAACUCAACAAAGGGCACCCGGUUAUCCAUCGCGGCAAUGACUUCAUCCCCCGAAAGAGAAAUGGGCCAGGAUAUACCAGGGGAUCGUGGAUUUUGGGAACGGCCUCCGACUUCAUGUUGUCGGACAUGACCCAAAACACAGAACUCUUCACGCAAGCCCAAGAUGCCAACGGCACCUAUCAUGCAACACACCACCUAGCAGAAAUGAUCGCACUGCUAGGACCACCCCCAGCAGAAUUCGUCUCCUAA